This is a messenger RNA of Prunus armeniaca (apricot), 2943 nucleotides long. NCBI's taxonomy places the organism in Eukaryota, Viridiplantae, Streptophyta, Magnoliopsida, Rosales, Rosaceae. The record is from the annotation of a GenBank genome assembly.
AUGAUCAAUGGAGAGACGACUGCCGAGGCCGCCUCUCCCGAUCCGUCCCUUUCUUUCGAUCGCAAAUCGGACGGUGACGGUGGCGAUGCCUCGCCCCGAUCUCCUCCGUCGCGGUACUCGUCGUUCGGCGAGUCCGAGUACGAGCGCUAUUGUAGCGCCAACUCGGUUAUGGGCACGCCGAGCAUGUGCAGCACAAUCACGGUAUUCAAUGAUUUUCCUGAGCCCGAAUUCGGGUCGCUAAAAAGUUCGGGUUUUGUGGACGAGAGUGGUGGUUUGGAUAAUUUUAGUUUGGGAGGGAGGAUUGAGAGAAAUCGAGAGGAUCGGAGAGUUUCAGGUAGUGGUAGGAUUGAGUUUUGUAAGGAGGAUGAUAGUAUUGAAUGUCGGCGGAAUACGAACUAUGGGUCUAGUGGGUUGGAAUUGUAUGGCAAUGAGGAUGCUCAUGGAGUUGAUGGUUUAGAUGAAUUGAUGUCUUGGAAGCUUGAGAGUGGAUCGUCGGGUUUAAGGGGUGUUUCACAAUUGAAGUAUGGUUCGGAUGAUAGUGAUGAAGACAGUGAAAAGGGCAUGGAAGUGCAGAGAGGAGUUGUAGGAAAAGGGAAAACUAGUGCUGAAUUUGAACGUGUGGUGGCCCGAGAGACUAAUGAUUCGAAUUGGGUUGGAACUAGUUCCCAAUUUGUACCCAAGGUUGAAGAGUUUGAUGGGGUAAAAAUGGAGUUCUGUACUUCGGAAUUUGAUGGAAGAGAGAUUGAUAGGGAAGAAGGAACCUCAUCUAGAAAUGAGUACUCAGAGGAUGAGGGGUCUAUGUAUGGUUCAGAUGAUGAGAAGAGUGGCUUUAGUCAACAGAGGAAUGUGCACUAUCAUCAGCAAGCAAAACCAGAGAAUGAAAAUCCGUUUCUUAUCAACUCAUCUGUAGCCUUUGGUUCGGAUGAUUGGGAUGAUUUUGUGCAAGAAAGCGACCGAAGUAAUAUAGCUUCUUUAGCUAGGAAUGUGUUCCGGCGCCAGAUAGAACAGAAGGUUGAAACUGAAAGGAAAGUUUCAAAUUCCACUUCCCUCGCUUCAGUUGAGCGUCAGAGUACAAGUCAGACUGAGCAGGGAAAAUAUGUGACAAGCAUGCCCACAGAAAGCCAACUAGUUCAAGCUGAUAAGAAAUUGGCAGAAUAUGUUAAUAGUUCCAUGGUACCUGCUAGUUCUCCAAAUAUUAUUGAAACAGAAAAAGUAGAAGAUGUGAGGGACAUUCCUGUGGCCAGUUAUCAAGUCCAAGCUAUUGAUGAUCCGAUUGAAUUUACCGAAAGUUCUUUUACAACCCCAACUGGUUUUCAAAAUGUUCAAGAACCAGAGCAAGAAGGUUCAAGAGACAUUCCUUUGACCAAGAAUCAAAAUCCAGGUCCUGACGAAGCAGCAAAAGAAAGUCCUGAUGAAAAUGGUUUAAACAUUAUGGAUGACCGCAUUUCUAAUGCGCAUACACGUGUGAAUGCUGGGGAUGUCAUUGGGAUUGAUGAUGGUCAAGAUUUAGAAAACAAAAAUUUGGGGAAUCUAAAAGUUAAACCAAAUCCCCUUUCUGAUAUAUCAACUAAUCAGCUUAGCAUCUAUGCAACCAGACCUCCUGGAAAUAUGAAGGGGAAAUUCCUUGCAGACGAUAAGCCAAGCACGCCGACAUCAAUUUUUGAAAAUAAAAUGAGGGAAAGUUCUGUUUCAGAAGAUCUCUUUGAAAACUAUCCUAAGCCCGUUAAGACAGAUAAUUUUGAGCUAAAUGAAUUCUACGAUGAGGUUGUUAAUGAGAUGGAAGAAAUUCUGCUCGACUCUGCUGAGUCCCCAGGGGCAAGGUUCGCUCAUGGUAACAGGAUUUUACAGUCACAGCAAUCUCUACCGUUAAGAGAUGGUGGAUCGACUGCUUCUACUUCUGGCACAGAUGAUGCUUACUUGUUCAAUCAGAAUUCAUUGAGAAUUGAUGGGGUCGAAGUGGUAGGUGCAAGGCAGAAGAAGGGAGAUGUCUCAUUCAGUGAAAGACUGGUGGGAGUGAAGGAAUAUACUGUGUAUAUAAUAAAAGUGUGGAGUGGCAAGGAUCAAUGGGAGGUUGAACGUCGAUAUCGUGAUUUCUAUACACUCUAUCGUCGAUUGAAAACAUUGUUUGCUGACCAUGGCUGGAAUCUACCUUCUCUCUGGUCUUCUGUAGAAAAGGAAUCCAGAAAGAUUUUUGGAAAUGCAUCUCCUGAUGUUGUUGCAGAGAGAAGUGUUCUCAUUCAAGAGUGUCUGCAAUCCAUUCUCCAUUACAGGUUCUUUUCCAGUCCACCGAGUGCAUUAAUAUGGUUUUUGUCUCCUCAAGAUUCAUUUCCUAGCUCCAUGGCAUCAAAUGUGUCCGACUCUAAUACUAAAAGGGCAUACACUGAAAACUUUUCCACUUUAGGAAAGACCAUAUCACUUAUUGUUGAAAUUCGACAAUACAAAUCUUUGAAGCAGAUGCUAGAAGCACAACAUUAUACUUGUGCUGGAUGUCACAAGCAUUUUGAUGAUGGAAAGACUUUGAUACGGGAUUUUGCACAGACAUUUGGAUGGGGCAAGCCUCGACUUUGUGAAUAUACUGGUCAAUUAUUUUGCUCGUCGUGCCAUACAAAUGAAAUUGCAAUCAUACCAGCAAGGGUGUUGCAUAACUGGGACUUUACUCAGUAUCCAGUUUCGCAGUUGGCUAAAUCUUAUCUGGAUUCUAUACAUGACCAGCCCAUGCUUUGUGUCAGUGCUGUUAAUCCGUUCCUUUUCUCGAAGGUCCCAGCCUUGCUUCAUGUUAUGGGUGUCAGGAAGAAAAUUGGCACCAUGCUUCCUUAUGUUCGUUGUCCAUUCCGUAGGUCAAUCAACAAAGGACUUGGGGCUCGGAGAUAUCUUCUAGAAAGCAAUGAUUUUUUUGCACUGAGAGACCUCAUUGAUCUUUCAAAAGGAGCCUUUGCAGGUUAG